Messenger RNA from Drosophila suzukii, 2159 nucleotides. RefSeq lists its product as uncharacterized. NCBI's taxonomy places the organism in Eukaryota, Metazoa, Arthropoda, Insecta, Diptera, Drosophilidae. The record is from RefSeq and is a predicted model, not a curated record.
GCCAUUCCGCUGGAUUUGGAUUCUCAACUAAACUGAGCGCGAGGAAAUGACAAAAGUUACUGAGGGAGAAAUUUCAGACGGCGUCGAAGAUGUCGGGAAACCUAAUCUGGAAUUCCCUGUGCUAGCCAAGGGAUUCGUCCGUCAGGACUCCAUACACGAUUUUGUAAGCAGUCACGCGGACAGGAACUUUGUAGCCCUAAGUGGUUCCAAAUCGGAUGUGGUUACCUUGGAGCUAAACAGCAAAUUCAUGGUCGUGGAUCCCUUUCCCUAUUUCGUGGCUAUUUUCGAGUCCAACGUUGAGGAGCUGCGACCCCUGGAUGCUCUGGCCAACCAGGUGAACCUGGUGGCCAUAUACGAUAGCUGCAAUGUCCUGGAGGCCCAACACUUGGCCCUGGAGCCGGGUUACACGGCCGUUUGCUCCCUUUCUGUGCCACCAGCAAGAUUGGUAACUGUCAAGAGGGCACCCAAGCUGCUGGCCAAUGGAAAUCUUCUGCUGGCCUCCCUCAACACCUACGGGUCCUUGAGCCUAAUGAGCAAACCGGCCGAGUACAACCGCUGGAGUCGGCUGGAGGAGCUCAAUAUCGCCGUGGUGCUGAGGGACACUUUACUGCCCGAAAUGGAGAUUGCCAAGAUAACGAACUUUAGGCAAUAUCAGGCAUUCAUUAAUCGCGCCUGGAUCACUAUGUUCACUUGGUUGCCGCAUGAAUCAGAGGCCAAUGGUCCACAGGUUUUGAUCCUAGGAACCGCCUCCGGUAGUUUGUGGUUGCUCACCCUGAGCCCCGACGUAAAAACCAUUCUGAGUCACCAACAAACGCAGACCUCCCUUGGUCGCAUUUGCUAUAUACACGCUUUCGAGGGUCUCCUGCUAGUGGGCGACAUCAACGGACUCAUCCAUCUGUACCAAUUCUCAGCACAGGAAACUACCGGCCUUAUCCUGACAAAGACUUUGUGGGAGAAAGCAGACCGCUUGGGCUUGCAAAUGGCAGUCAUUACCCAAUGUCCCGCCAAGGAUUGCUACUACAUAACCUGCUGCAAGGCGGCGCAUCUGCUGACCUGGUGUAUGCCAAGAUCGGAGGAGAAGGAGUGCCUGGAAGCACGACUCUAUGUGGGCGGCGUGAAGAUCACCGGACUCUGCAGCCUGGACGACACUAGCUAUGCGGCUGGAACCGCCACUACCCAAUUGCAACACAUUCAAAUUAUCCACGAGAACAACCAGCUCAGCCUAAAGAUGCAAUCGAUAGCCAUGUAUGGGCUGCAGGACUUCCAGUUAAUGGGUCUCUGUACCAGUGGAAACAAGAACCUAAUGACCAUGUUUCUCUACCGCAACAAGGAGUAUAUGUGCCAAACUGUGUCUCAAAAAAAGCAGUGUGUAAUGCAAAUACUCAAGGUCGGGAAACAGGAUGCACUUGCUCAGCUUAGCAGCAGGCUGGAAAUCGAUAAACCCAUUAACAACUGCAUCGAUUUAUUGGCGGAACUCCGUCUUCACGUAUUUGCCGAAGAAAAUUGGCAAAAAUACAUUGACUAUGGACCGUUGGAUUCCUUUCAAUUUACGGAGACUGCCACGGAAAUUCAGUUGCAGCAGUUGCAACUCAAAUUCCAUGUCCUUCAAUCUGUUCUCCGCCUGCAAUCGAGCCUCCUCCAGUUGACGGUUCAUAUCAAGAAUACCCAGGAUGAAAUGCAGUUGCUUGUGGCGAUGCUACUCAUCACACACAUAAGACUAAGACUCCAGUUUAUUGGUUCACUAAGUCAAAGAACCCCAUUCCAGGAGGUUGUGAUAAAGUGCAUGUUUGAGGAGGCCCAACGACUGGUAAACAAACUAAAGGUUGACUUUACGGAGGAGCAUGUUUUGGGGGCCACCACAAAGGCUUUUGUUGACCAAAUCGGUAUACACCUGCAGUUUUUGCAUGAAAAGCUGGGAAAUCCUGUAAUAACUGAUCCUACGGAGAAGCAAGUUUUGCGCUGCACAGUGUCCUUUGUGGAGAUUUCCCCCAGCCUGGAUCGACGCUACUGCAGUCUCUGCGAACGUACAAUCCUGUUCGAGCUGGAGAGUCUGCAGGAACUCUACGAACUGGGCAGGAAUCUCACAUGCCCCGUGUGCCAUGGAAGCUUCGCCGUGGAAAUGUUACAUGCAUAAACGUUAAAUUUAUUCUCAACCUUAA